AUGUUGGUGCAACAGGACAUUGUGUCCUUCAUUCAAGCCAUUGCAGUGGAAUUCCAAGCAAUUGAGAUCCAGGUGAAUGAGAUCCUUAUCACCCUCGAUCUAAUGGAGUGCACGCACACUCGCACCUUGUACCUUUCUGGGGGACAGAGGAAGCGUCUUGCAGUUGCAAUGGAGUACAUAAGGAACCCCCCAGUUAUGUUUUUGGAUGAGCCAACGAGUGGUCUUGAUAGUAAUUGUUGUUUCCAAGUGGUUUCCCUCUUGAAGUCUUUGGCGCAGGGUGGGCGCACAAUCAUCUGUACCAUUCACCAACCAAGUGCUGAGAUCUUUGAGAUGUUUGACAAGGUAUACAUCCUAUGUCAAGGCCAGUGUAUCUACGAUGGCACCGUACCCUACCUCCCCACAUUCCUCAUGAGCUUUGGUCUGCACUGCCCUGCACACCACAACCCGGCUGACUUCAUUAUUAAAGUGGCAUCAGGAAUAUAUGGUGAUAUGACCCCUACCCUUGUCAAUGCUGUGAAGAAUGGCAUGAGCACCACAGAGCAGCAGAAAAGCAUUAGCAGCAGAAAAGAGUCCGUCUCCCCCCAUCACAGUCAAUAUCCGAUUGAGAGCACCCCCACACAGGAUUUGGACCCCAUGGAGAAUAAUAUGUAUGUUGCCAGCACCCUCACCCAGUUCUGUAUCCUGUUCAAGAGGUCCUUCAUCUCUGACUACAGAGAUCCGAUGCUGACUCUUGUGAGGUUUGUGUUUCACAUUGUGAUUGGCCUCCUGUUUGGAUUGGUGUACCUAAACAUUGGAAAUAACGCACAGAAGGUCUCUUAUAAUCUGGGCUUCAUCUUCCUCUCUGUGCUUUUCAUCGUGUUUACUGCACAAGCCCCUACAGUCCUCACAUUUCCUAUGGAGAUGUCUGCUUUGACAAGAGAAUACCUGAACUACUGGUACAGCCUCAAGGCCUACUACCUAGCCAAGACCAUGUCAGAUAUGCCCAUCCAGAUCAUCUGCCCAAUCAUCUACUGCUGCAUCGUCUACUGGAUGACCGGCCAGCCUCCUGAGGCCAAACGCUUCUUCCUGUUCACUAUUAUGUUAACCCUCACAGCACUCAUGGCCCAGUCACUGGGUCAGCUCAUUGGAGCCAUGUGCAAGUCUUUGCUGGUCGCCGUCAUUAUAGCUCCUAGCAUAGCCAUUGAAGCGUCCAUCUUCAGCGGCUUCUUUGUCUCUUAUAACACAAUCCCUGUAUACCUGCGGUGGGCUACGUAUGUGUCCUACAUGAGGUACAGCUUUGAAGGAGCCAUAGUGUCCGUCUAUGGGAUGGGUCGGCCUAACUUGGAUUGUGCUAUGGACCCCUGCCUACGAGAGAAGCCUGAGACAAUUCUGAAAGGGCUGGACAUGGAAGAUGCUGAAUUGUACCUAGACAUCAUUGCAUUAGUCCUCAUCUUCCUCUUCUUGCGGCUGGCAACGUUUUUUGCGCUGCGUCACAGGCUCAAAUCACAAAGGUAGAGUAAGAAAGAAAAAUAAAAGCAAAAUGAAGUCCGCUGGAGCAGAAGAAUGGUUAGUGGAGCUACUGAAUUUCAAAGCUGUGGAGGUCUGCAGCUGGAUCCAUCUCGAAUGAUCUGUUGCCGGCUGCAAAUGGAGCCAUGAGUCUGUCGACUUUUGCUAUUUUAGGAAAGUUUAUUGCAAAUAUUUGUUAUUACAGAGGCAAAAUUAACCCUUUAAACUCAGCCCCAUUGUUUUGGACCCACCGGCGAGAUCAAACAAUACUGCAAAAUCAAUUAUUUCCUCAUUAUUAUAAUUAAAGUACAGUGUUUUGCCAUUAAAAUGCCAUAUUACCUGCUAAAAACUAAAAUCAUUUCUUCUCUCAGAGUUGACUGACUGUCACAGCAGCAUCUGCCCCGGCUUGAGUGUCCUGAUUCAAUUAGCAAACAAUUUGAUGCACAGACUACUAUUUACUGAGUGACCGGGUGUUUCAACAUUUUAAGAUGUCACCACAUUCCACUUUUUUAUCAUGCUUUUUUUUUUUUCGUGUGCAGAAUUGGCGCUGUAAUUUCUU
Polypterus senegalus (gray bichir) is the source of this 2044-nucleotide messenger RNA. Its product is annotated as ATP-binding cassette sub-family G member 4-like. The transcript is spliced from 11 exons. Gene Ontology annotation, cellular component: plasma membrane. The record is from RefSeq and is a predicted model, not a curated record. Gene Ontology annotation, molecular function: ABC-type transporter activity; ATP binding; ATP hydrolysis activity. Lineage: Eukaryota; Metazoa; Chordata; Cladistia; Polypteriformes; Polypteridae. Bases 1 to 1494 code for a protein of 497 amino acids.